Messenger RNA from Marchantia polymorpha subsp. ruderalis, 1756 nucleotides. The record is from the annotation of a GenBank genome assembly. Lineage: Eukaryota; Viridiplantae; Streptophyta; Marchantiopsida; Marchantiales; Marchantiaceae.
GUGGUCAGACGGAGAGCUGUGAAUUUAUCGACCAAAGCCCAAAAGUUGGGUAAACGAUCGCCAUAAAUUACGGAAAAUGCUGGCAUGGUGAAAUUAGGACGGCAAACUUCUUAAGAAAUUCGGGAGAUUGUUGGACGUGAAUUGUUUCGUCCGUUCCGAUUGGCAUUGGAUUGACGUAUUUCCAAAUGCCGGAUGAUAAGGGGUGGAGUGUCGAGGCACACGAUGGAAGGAUGUAGUUAAUUAGGUGGUGUUCUUAUCGGGACAGUCGUGACGGCAGUCAGAGAGAGAGAGAGUUUGCGCGCGAACGGGAGUAACAUGAAACGAGGUAUAAUUAGCUGGUGAUGGUGUGUCAUGUUUCAUAAACCCAUCGAUUGAGCAAAGGUAGUGAUGAAUCCCUUCGGCUGACUCAGAAUCACGAGCACCUGAAACUCUCCGGUUCGCUUGCCUGGCUUAAACUUAGGAAGGUCCUCUAGGGCGGCAGCAUAUUUAGAUGCUCAACAGGUCGGUGCAUGUUCGCCAACUAAGGAGAGAAUCGGCUCCUUCAUCGGACAUAAACAUACGACGGCAGUAACAUGAGGACUGGAGGAGGAGGAGGAGGAGGAGGAGAUGGUGGCGAAAACGAGAUGGUGAAAGAAAGAUCGUCACGACGAGCGUUAAAACAUCGAAAUUCAAAUAACUCUAAAAAUGACUGGAGAUUUGGAAUUCGGGCUCGAUGAGAUUAAGUGGACAUGAUGUGGAAAGCUGGUGGCAAUCACAAGGGUGGCCAAAGGAAGUGAGUUAGCGGGAAGGUUGGUUAGCGAGACGCGGAACUGAUGUGGAAAGCUGGCGAGUCAUGUCACAAGAUAGCCAACCACACGACGACCACUGACGGUGGCCGGGCCCGACUCGGCCUCGACGUUUUUCACGGCGUUAUCGUGUCACCGGCUCCUUUUGUGACUGGCUUAUGGAAUUAGGUCUCGGGGUCGAUUUUGACGGCUGCCGUAUCGUGCAUGUGCGUAGAAUAGUAAGUGAGCGCUGUCCAUUGGAAGAAUACAAAGGCACUACAUGUGCGUCGAGAAAUGGUCUUGCAAUGAUAUUCCCCUCCUCAGGUCUUCUUCUGCCAUCCUUCCCUCCAUCCUUGUGCGUUCCGUUGUGCUCAGUGCUGGGUAGUUCCGCAUAUUUCUCCUCUGGAAUCAUGGGUACCGUAGUCCUCAUCCUUACGUACUUUGGUCUGCAUUUCGUCACACUGGUGCGUACAGAGGCCAGCAAAAAUUAGUUAAGUUCGGUAAUUACGGCAAGCAAGGAUCAGAUUUUCUUCUGCAGGUGAGCCCUUCCUUGGCGUCGAAGUAUGACGCUGAUUGAGGGUAAAAGAAAACACGGAACACGAAUGCAGAAAAAGGAAAGGAGAGAAAUGUCAACUACAGCAGGUGCACAGUGGAAUGAAGACUGGCGAGGCGAGAGCUACAAGUGCAUAUUCGAGACAUAUCAAGCAUGUGCGUUGUGCGAGGGCCGAGGUAGAGGUGCGGUCAAAAAGAUGUCUUCCUCGCGUGUUUGCAAUAACGUAGAAUCCGUUGCUGGCUCAAAGAGAAACACUGAUGGAAAGAGGGGUGCGCAGCUUUGCAGUCGAUCAGUGUCCAGCAAAAUGAUGACAUUUGAUGGACAGUGAAUGCAAAUCAUGAUAUAAGAGUCAGGUAGUAGAUAGCGAAAAGAGGUAUAGGAUUACUUGUGAUUGAUUCAAGAGUUUCAGGUUAUUUAUACAUAUUUAUUUAAAAUUCUC